UACCGACGCGUUAAAAUCUUGAUAAGGCGUCGGGGGAGUGAACAUCAUACCCGCUUUUUUUGAAUUUUUUUUGCUAGAAAAUGAAUUCUUCCAAAAUUUUAAAUUUAAAAAAUGAAAUUGAAGACGAAGAAGAAAAUGAUCUAGAAGAGGAUGAAGAUGUUGAGGAGGAAGAAUGGUCAUUAAAUGAUGAAAAAGAUUUUUUGAGAACUUUGGGUGCAUUAAAAUCUCGUGAUCCUGAAAUUUAUCAAACUGAAGUUAAAUUUUUUAAAGAGAAGGAAAAAGAUGAACAGGAGAAGAUAAAGAGUAAUGAAUCAUCCAAAAAUAAUUCAUCAAAAAAUUUACAACAAUCAAAAAUGACUUUAAAAGAAUAUGAACAAAAAUUAAUAAUUGAAAGAGGAGGUAAAUUAAGUGAAGAUGAGGAGGAGGAGGAAGAAGAAAAUGGAGAAAUUUAUAAGGAGGAAUUAACUAAUGGACUGAAUAAAAAUGAUUGGGAAUUGAAAAAUGAAUUUAAGAAGGCUUUAAUUUCUGAUGAUGAAAGUGACGAUGAUGGCGAUUUGUUAAAAAAGAGAAUAAAAACUGAGGAAGAAAAGGCAAAAGAAGAUGAAGAUUUUUAUGAAUGGAUUAAAGGGUCAAAUCAAAUGGAAAAAAAAUUAAAAGAAAGAUGGACAAAAAAUGACCAAGAAUUGGGUGAAGAUGAACGUUUUUUGAGAGAUUUUUUAUUAAAUAAAAAAUAUUUGGGAGACUCGAAGGAAGAGGAAAAAGGGAAAGAAGAAAGAAUUCCAACAUAUGAAGAAAUUAUUAAAGAUGAACAAGAAGAAGAUCUUGCUGACCAAUUUGAACAAAAAUAUAAUUUUAGAUUUGAGGAACCUGAUCAGGAAUUUUUAAAACAAUAUCCACGUACAAUAAAUGAAGCAUUAAGAAAAAAGGAAUCAAAAAGACAUAAAAAAUUGGAAGAAGAAAAAGAAGCUAAAAAACGUAAAAGAACGCAUAUUGAAAUGGUUGAAGUUCCUUUUCGUUAUAGACAAGUUGCUCCAAAUUCUUUUGGAUUGAGUACUGAUGAGAUUUUAAAUUCUGAUGAUCGUUGUUUAAAUGCAUGGGCACCUCUCUCAAAAAUUUGUCAAUAUCGUGAUGAUACUGAAGAACAAAGACAAAUUUUAUAUUUUGAAAGGAAAGCUAAAAAUAUUGAAAAGAAGAGAAAAAUUUUGGAAAAGAAAUUGAAGAGUGAAGAAAAAUCUGAGGAAAAACAAAAAGAGAAGGAAGAGGAGAAGAUGGAAGAGAAUGAUUUUAGGGAGGAUGAAGAAGAGGAGGAGUAUCAACAAAAUGGGGAGGAUGAAUGGGAGGAGUAUCAGCAAGAUGAAGAAGAGGAGUAUCAACAAAAUGAUGUUGAGGAUCAUUUUCUUGAUGCUGAGGAAGAUGAAGAAUCUUUUUCAAAUAUUCCGAGUACUUCAAAUAAUAAUGUUGGAAUUAAAUCGAAAACAACACUUAAAGGACAGUCUAUUGAACAAGGAGGAGUAAAACAAGAACCUAUGGAAUUAAAUCAAGAAAAAAUUGUUGAGAAAUUAAAUGAAGAACAACGAAAAAGCAAGAAAAGAAAAUUCAUGAUAAACAAAAAUUUAAAUAAAAAGAAGAAUAAAAAACAAUUUAAUGUAACAGAAUUAAAUAAAGAAAGACUUAAAGCUUAUGGAGUUGGAACUAUAAAAAAAUUAAAAAGUAUUCAAUUUUGUAAAAAGAUGGACGAGAAAGAGAUGAGGAAGAAGGGGAAAAUUGAAGAAAUGAAAGUGGUAGGGGAAGAAAAUGGAGAGGGAAGAAAAAAGAAGAAGAGGAAGAAUAGAAAGAAGAAGAAGAAAAUGGAAGAGAAAAAUGAUGAAAGGAAGGAAGAAGAAAAUUGAGGAGAAAACUAGAAGAAGAAACUUGGAAGGAUUUUUUAACAAUGCAGGUUUGUUUUGUUUUUGGCUUUUCACUGGUGCUAGAGAAGAGGAAAAAAAGGUCAGUUUAAUUUUUAAAUAUCUUAAAAAAAUUUUGGGGAUAAAAUU
Messenger RNA from Meloidogyne enterolobii, 2033 nucleotides. The record is from the annotation of a GenBank genome assembly. NCBI's taxonomy places the organism in Eukaryota, Metazoa, Nematoda, Chromadorea, Rhabditida, Meloidogynidae.